AUGGGUCACAUGACUUCGCGCAACUCGAGAACGCGUGCCGUUCCGCGCACCCCUCCAGCACAGAGGGACAAGUCCAGUUCACCUGAGUCCAAAAUGCCAGUGAAAAAGGAAUUGUCCGAGUUUGAACAACAGAGGCUGGCAAACAUUGCCGAACGCGAUGCACUCUUGAAGCAAUUGAAGCUCGAGUCUCAAAACUCCGGAUUCUCGACGCCGAAAUCCGCGAACAACAGCGCAAACAAGUCAAAGAAGCGCGCGACGCCAAGAAUCAAGGAGGAGAUCGAUACUCCGCGGCGCACAUCUUCACGUCUCAAGGGAAUUGCAGCCGAAAGUGAAACCGCCAAGCGCAAGGCCGACGAUGAGUACGAGGCCAUGCGGGAGGCCGAUCGCGUCAAGCGAUUGCGCCGGACCGGUUCCUACAGCCAGGCCGACAUGUUUGUUGCGGGUCAAAAGCUGAGUGGCGAUAGCCUCAUCGGCGUGGAUGUUAUAACAAAAGGUGUCGCAAAACCAUACGAAAGAACGUUUGGGGACGACGACAUCGACCAGACCACCGACAAGGACUUGAAGGCACUCCGUGAAGAAAUGAACGGGCUUUCCCUGUGGGAGGCAUGGGAUCCGCAGCGUAUCAAAAUUACGCCCGAGCGCGUCUACGCAAUGGCCUUCCAUCCGUCUGAGACCAAGCCUCUUAUCUUUGCCGGUGAUAAGAUGGGGCAUCUCGGAAUGUUAGACGCCUCUCAGGAAAAGCCGGAAGUGGACGAAGAUGAAGACGACGAAGAUGUCAAGGACGACGAUCCUGACCCAGUGUUAACCACAUUGAAGCCCCACACGCGUACAAUCAGCGCAAUGGUGGUCAAUCCGUCUAAGCCCACCCAUUUGUAUACGGCGAGCUACGAUAGCUCCAUCCGCUCUCUUGACCUGGAGCAGAUGGUGUCGUCCGAAGCCUAUGCACCGGAGGCCUCGGACAUUGACGAGGCGAUCUCUGGGGUCGAUAUGGCACCCGAAGAUCCUAACGUUCUGUAUUGGACGACUCUCCAAGGUGCUUUCGGGCAAUACGAUACGCGGACCCCAAUGAAAGACGCAAACGUAUUAUCAUGGAACUUAUCUGAAAAGAAAAUCGGCGGGUUCAGUCUCUGUCCCUCAACUCCAAACUACUUUGCAACAGCAAGUCUUGACCGAUUCAUGAGACUGUGGGAUCUACGCAAACUGUCUGCCGAGGAGCCAGUUCCAGUGGCUGAGCACGAGAGCCGACUUUCCGUCUCGCAUGCGGCGUUCAACUCCGCCGGCCAGAUUGCUACGUCGUCAUACGAUGACACAUUGAAGAUCUAUGAUGUCGGCGCUAAGGGCUUGUCGUCAUGGAAGACAGGACAUACGCUCCCUGAUAAGCAAUUCACUCCCGAUACCGUUGUGCGCCACAAUUGCCAGACCGGACGCUGGGUUACUAUUCUCCGUCCCCAAUGGCAGUUGAACCCUCAAUCGCCUAUCCAGCGCUUCUGCAUCGGUAACAUGAACCGCUUUGUGGAUAUCUAUAGUAGCAAUGGAGAUCAGCUUGCCCAGCUCGGUGGUGAUGGAAUCACUGCUGUUCCUGCUGUUGCGGUCUUCCAUCGCAGUAAGAACUGGGUUGCUGGUGGUACUGCUAGCGGCAAGCUCUGUCUGUGGCAAUAG
Messenger RNA from Penicillium brevicompactum, 1659 nucleotides. Its product is annotated as WD domain protein. The record is from RefSeq and is a predicted model, not a curated record. The transcript has 3 exons. Gene Ontology annotation, biological process: regulation of DNA damage checkpoint. Bases 1 to 1659 code for a protein of 552 amino acids. Lineage: Eukaryota; Fungi; Ascomycota; Eurotiomycetes; Eurotiales; Aspergillaceae. Gene Ontology annotation, cellular component: nucleus. Gene Ontology annotation, molecular function: protein binding; DNA binding.